AUGACAGAAAGUGCCAAUGCGGUGCGUCGGGAAUGCAACUUGACCGACACAUUUGACGAUGCCACGGCCAAAAAGUACGAGACCCUCCUCGAGAAAAAAUGGACGUCGGUGGUCCGACUGCAGAAGAAGAUCAUGGACCUCGAAGCAAAGAACGCAGCCCUUCAGCAAGAGAUCGAUUCUGCUACUCCGCUGUCGUCCUCCCGAAAAGUUGACCCCCAGACAUGGCUUCCCAAAGCACCCGCCAGACACACGCUACAAGGCCAUCGUCUGCCCGUUACUUCAGUGGCAUUCCACCCGGUUUUCUCCUCACUUGCUUCCGCCUCAGAAGACUCAACCAUAAAGAUAUGGGAUUGGGAACUAGGCGAAUUGGAGCGCACACUGAAAGGGCAUACCAAAGCAGUGCUGGACGUCGACUUUGGCGGUCCCCGUGGAGGCACGCUGCUGGCCAGCUGUAGUAGCGACCUUACUAUUCGGCUGUGGGAUCCCAGCGACGAGUACAAGAACAUUCGGACGUUACCAGGUCACGAUCAUUCCAUAUCCUCUAUUCGUUUCAUACCUUCCGGCGCGGCAGGCGCUCCGUUGUCCGGGAACACCCUGGUGUCCGCAUCCAGAGAUAAAACGCUGAGGAUAUGGGACGUAACGACAGGAUACUGCUUGAAGACACUCAAGGGUCACACUGAAUGGGUCAGAGCAGUUGUGCCGUCGAUAGAUGGCAGGUGGUUGCUGAGCGCUGGCAACGACAAUGUUCCGCGCUUAUGGGACGCGAGCUCAGGAGAAGUCAAGAUCACAUUUCUCGGCCAUGAACACGUCGUCGAAUGUGUGGCUUUUGCCCCUGGAUCCUCGUACGUCCAUCUAGCGACCAUUGCUGGCUACAAGAAGCCUCCCCCGACAAGCAGCAGCGGCGAAUUCUUAGCAACGGGCGGCAGAGACAAGGUCAUCAAAAUCUGGGACAACCGGGGAACAUGCCACAGGACCCUAGUCGGCCAUGACAACUGGAUUCGUGGUCUUGUCUUUCACCCGGCAGGACGCUACCUCCUGUCAAUCUCAGACGACAAGACAAUUCGGUGCUGGGAUCUAUCACAGGAGUGCAAAUGUGUCAAGGUGGUUGACGACGCCCAUCAACAUUUCAUCAGCAGCAUCAGGUGGGCCCCUGACGUUCCAGUGCAAGCACCGGUGAAUGGAGAAUCCAAUGGGAUCACCAAUGGCGUAAAGAAGGAGGACAGUGGCGGAGGUGGCAAGGUGCGCUGUGUCAUUGCUACGGCCAGCGUUGACCUGAACGUCCGCAUCUUUGCCGGGUAA
Molecule: messenger RNA, 1299 nt
Organism: Cladophialophora yegresii CBS 114405
Lineage: Eukaryota; Fungi; Ascomycota; Eurotiomycetes; Chaetothyriales; Herpotrichiellaceae
Product: nuclear distribution protein PAC1
Exons: 1
Coding region: 1-1299 (432 amino acids)
Molecular function (GO): protein binding
Source: RefSeq, a predicted model, not a curated record